AUGCCAGCCGAGCGCAUCGGCAAUGACAUCGAACAGAUCUUUGAGUUGCAAGUCAAUCCAUUACGAGAGGAGGUCACCCUCGAAUUCCCACAGCGAAGCAAGGGCAUAAUAUGUAGUACGGAGGAGGGCGUUGCUGUCACGCAGCUUCGUCUACUCAAAGACUACGUCGAUGUCCAUGCCGAAGAGCUCUUUCGUCUAUGGGAAGGUAAUCGUGCAGAACCCGACUGGUUUGGAGGCGUGGUACGUCCCGCCGUCCAACUCUUCCAAGGGUGGAACCCCGCUAUGCGAAGCCGGUUUCUCUCAAAUGAGGACGCUUUCCUCAAACUCCUCGCAUGGGCGGAGCUGGUGCGCCUGAUGAACAUCAGCUGUGUGAAGAAGAAACAAUCCGGGGCGAGCGAUGCACAGUUCCCACGAUUGGGAGAGUUGCAUCGUAAGUUUUUGAAGGCCGUGGAGCGAUACAACAAAGAGAAAAUGGCCUGGGAUGCGAGUCGCUCUGGUGUUUAUGAACAUGGCAGGAUCGCGACGGAUGUUGUCGACGUCGCGAUGAACACUCAGGUGCCGUAG
Messenger RNA from Alternaria incomplexa, 564 nucleotides. RefSeq lists its product as uncharacterized. The coding region runs from base 1 to 564 and encodes 187 amino acids. Lineage: Eukaryota; Fungi; Ascomycota; Dothideomycetes; Pleosporales; Pleosporaceae. The record is from RefSeq and is a predicted model, not a curated record. The transcript is spliced from 2 exons.